This is a messenger RNA of Arvicola amphibius (Eurasian water vole), 1474 nucleotides long. RefSeq names its product Purkinje cell protein 4 like 1 (gene Pcp4l1). The transcript has 3 exons. Gene Ontology annotation, molecular function: protein binding. Lineage: Eukaryota; Metazoa; Chordata; Mammalia; Rodentia; Cricetidae. The record is from RefSeq and is a predicted model, not a curated record. Bases 227 to 433 code for a protein of 68 amino acids.
AGGCGCGCGGAGCUGCUGACAGGACCUGGUCAGAAGGGGUCCCUUUAGCAGAGCUUCAGCCAGAGCGCCCAGGGCAGCACGAAGCAGCGGCUCGAGGCGCGCACUUUCUCCUCCGAGCCCGCUAGGGCGCCUGCCCCGGAGCCCGACAACUCUCGGCCACGGUCCCCGCAUCCCCCGAGGACCCUUCGCCUCACCUGCGCCUGCCACGCCCCGUCCGGCCGCCGGGAUGAGCGAGCUGAACACAAAAACACCCCCAGCAAGCAACCAGGUGUCUGACCCUGAGGAAAAAGGGAAGGCUGGCAGCAUCAAGAAGGCUGAGGAGGAGGAGGAGAUUGACAUCGACCUGACAGCUCCAGAGACAGAGAAGGCUGCCCUUGCGAUUCAGGGCAAGUUCAGGCGAUUUCAGAAAAGGAAAAAGGAUUCCAGUUCCUGAAUGGCCAGCCUUCCCUUCACCCUUCUACUUCCUCUCUCCCCUCCACAGCUCUGGCUCUCACAUGUCUUGUCCCUUUAUCCCUCUGGCCUCUCCUAGAGGCAAGCUUAAACCUUUAUAUAUUCUUUUCUCAGGCUCUCUUAAGCCAUCACAGUAGUAGAGACACAGGACUUGAGAAGACGCCAGUUGAUUGUCACUAGGCUAAGGGUGGAUCAGUGCGUUGCAGAGAACAAAAGGUUUUGAGGUUUGACCCUUCCCUACCCCUAAUGCUGAGGGCAGGAUGGGAAAGCCUUCAGGGUGCAGUGACUGAGGGUGGGUAGAUUACUCUGCCAGAUGCAGCACUCACGCUUCAGGUAACACUUUCUGGUCCUUCGGCACCAUCCCUCCCAUCUCCCAUGACUCAGCCACAAUGCAGCUGCCCUUUCCCCUGGGCAGACAUAAAACAAGGAGCUUGCAGAAUGUGAUGGUGCAUGCCUUUAGUACCAGAACUUGGAAGGUAGAGGCAGCGGAAUCUCUGUAUGUUCAAGGCCAGCCAGGGCUACAUAGGGAGAGACCCUGUCUCAAAAAACAAAAAACGAAAACAAAAACAAAACAAAAAACCCUGCACCUCCCCCCCCCCAAAAAGCAGCUUAAUAAAUUAGUGCAUGCUGAGUAGAUUCCUUCCAAGGAAGGAAAGCAGGUAGAGACAGGAAAAUCUUCCUUCAUGGUCCAGAGGAGCCAAAGAUGGCAGAAGGCCCAGAGGCCAUAGGCCAGAAAACAUUUAGGAAGGAAAGAAAAGUAGAGAAGGGAAAGACGUCUGAAGCUAGAAGUUAAAUUUAAUUGUUAAAUAAACACUACAUGAGGGGCUUUCUGGCCAUUGCUAAUCUGCCUACCUCUUAAUCUACCCCAUCUCUAGUCAUCCCCAGAGCCACAUGAGCCAAGUGACACCCCUAUAGUUCUCAGCCACCCCACUGUGGAGUCAGGGCAAAAAUAGCCACUGUAAUGUGAUUUUAGCAUGUUUAAUAAUCAUAACAAUAAAAAAAGCCCUCAAAUGGGGCCACUGAA